ACAUCCCGCAGUUGUUUAUUAUCAAUGUCCCACCUGUCCAGGUGAAGUGGUGGAGGAGUGUUGCGAUAUCAUCAGCGAUGAUUUAAUACAUGAUGCCCAUGCUGUUAAUGCCUUUCUCCAUAGAAUAUUCCAACAUCUGAAAACUAAGAGAGGAUUACAGGUCAAUAAAGCAUUCAUUAUGAGCGACGGUUGCGCGGCACAAUACAAGUCAAAAAUUCCAUUUUGUUACGCAGCGAACGCCAUCACUGAGUUUGGGUUUAUAGUGCAGCGCGACUUCUAUGGGUCCAGACAUGGGAAAAAUAGGUGUGAUGGGGAGGGGGGCGUUUUAAAAUCGAGGGUGACAAGGGCGGUCAAAAACGGCGAGGCUGAGAUUGUCUCAGCAUCAGACUUUUACACCUUUUGUAGGGACAACCUCGAAAAGGACUCCGAAGAUGAUAAUGGAAAGUGUCUACACAAGAGAAGGCAUCUUCUCUAUGUUGCAUUGGAAAACAUUCAAAGACCACGCCCUGAAAGAAACAUUCGCACCAUUCCAGGCACUCAAAAAAUCCAUUCACUGGUUGGCGUUGAAAGGGAAAUGGUUAAGACAAGGCGUCUGUCCUGUUUUUGCCAGAAUUGCCUAUAUGGUACACCCGAGAAUUGCCAGCAGAAGGAGUACAUAGAUCAAUGGAAGCCAAUUCGCCUGAAAUAUCUCCAACAACCACAACCAGCUGUUGAUGUCCAGCCCAUGGUACAACCUGUUGAUGUCCAGCCCAUGGUACAACCUGUUGAUGUCCAGCCCAUGGUACAACCUGUUGAUGUCCUGCCCAUGGUACAACCUGUUGAUGUCCUGCCCAUGGUACAACCUGUUGAUGUCCAGCCCAUGGUACAGCCUGUUGAUGUCCAGCCCAUGGUACAACCUGUUGAUGUCCUGCCCAUGGUACAACCUGUUGAUGUCCUGCCCAUGGUACAACCUGUUGAUGUCCAGCCCAUGGUACAGCCUGUUGAUGUCCAGCCCAUGGUACAACCUGUUGAUGUCCAGCCCAUGGUACAGCCUGUUGAUGUCCAGCCCAUGGUACAACCUGUUGAUGUCCAGUCCAUGGUACAGCCUGUUGAUGUCCAGCCCAUGGUACAACCUGUUGAUGUCCAGCCCAUGGUACAGCCUGUUGAUGUCCAACCCAUGGUACAACCUGUUGACUUCCAUCAUGAAUUACAGCCACACGAUACCAUGGUUCUUGCCCAGUCUGUAGAAGAUAUUCAAGCCCAAUCAGUCCAUGACCAGACACAAGAUAGUAGGUCUGAAAGAAUAGAUUGCAGCCUAGAUGAAGACGAUAUGGACAUAUCAGGCCUUACUGGAAUUUUGGAUGCUUUAGAAGAGGAACCUGAAGAUAUGGCAUUAUCACCAAUCCUGACAUUUAUGGAGGAUGCUGUUGUUGCAGAAAAUGAUUGUUCUGAAGAAGAGAAAGCGCCACGGUUGAUAACUGGCCAUUUGUCCAUUAUUUUAAGAAGUGUACAAAGGGUUGGGCUAUGCAAGACAUCCACCAUACCAUUAUUUUUGAAGACAUUGAUGGUACACUAAAAGCACCAGCAAUGGAAUCCCAGGGAAGGAGGAUAAUUUACAAAUUUGAAGGUCAGCUUGAUGUAAAUAUUGUAAUACCAUAUAAUUUUUGUUUGUGUGGUUUCCUUGAAAGAACAUUAUAUAUAUCAAUCAUGAAUUGAUGUUUCUUUUGCUGUACAUAGUGAUCUGUAAUUUCUUUUUUUCUUUGUUUUUAGAAUUAGAU
Pecten maximus is the source of this 1757-nucleotide messenger RNA. RefSeq lists its product as uncharacterized. NCBI's taxonomy places the organism in Eukaryota, Metazoa, Mollusca, Bivalvia, Pectinida, Pectinidae. The record is from RefSeq and is a predicted model, not a curated record. The coding region runs from base 179 to 1555 and encodes 458 amino acids. The transcript is spliced from 7 exons.